Strongyloides ratti is the source of this 540-nucleotide messenger RNA. RefSeq lists its product as hypothetical. NCBI's taxonomy places the organism in Eukaryota, Metazoa, Nematoda, Chromadorea, Rhabditida, Strongyloididae. The transcript is spliced from 2 exons. Bases 1 to 540 code for a protein of 179 amino acids. The record is from RefSeq and is a predicted model, not a curated record.
AUGAUUUCUUCACAAAAUAUUAUUUUUAUUUUAUCUUUAUUAUCAAUUUACCUUCCAUCAAAUAUUUUUGGACAACAAAAAGCUUGUGAAGUAAAUCAAAUAUUUAAUGGACAGGAGUGUAUCUGUGCACCUGGAUACUUCUCAUCUAAGACAGAUGAAUCUAAAUCACGAUGUGAAGAUGAGUGUGAAGAUAUUUUUAAAUCAAUCUUUGUUCAGGGUGUAUGUGUUAAAGGAAUAUUUUCAAGAAUUGAAAGAAAUAAGCAACCUGAAUGUAAUUUAAGGUGUGGUAUGAAUUUCCAUUGGUGGACUACUAUUGGACUUCUUACUAUUGCUGCUGCAGCUGUUGCAACACUUAUUUUUACUAUUCCUAUGUGUAUUGCUACCUGUUCAUCAUGUCUUCAUGCCAGAAAAGCUAAUAAGAAUGCAAGAAGAGUUUAUGAAGAAACUACAAAUCCUCAACCAAAUAAAGAUCAAUCAGCUAUUGCUACAAUGGGAUAUAAUCCAUACUCAUAUUGGCCAUAUUAUAGUGCACGUGCCUAA